CAGAAGAAGUUCUACUUGAAAUUUCUACUAUUGAAAUCAUAGUCACCAUGUUUGCCAAAAUAAGUGCCAUUAUCCUGCUAUUUGCCUGCUUUGUUGGUUUCAGUCAGGCUUUAACUUGCUACAAGUGUAGCAGUGCCAAUGUUGGUGGUGCAUUGAUUAGCCUGUCAAGCAAUGGGUCAUCAGAUGGCAACACUUGCAAAGAUCCCUUCGUGGCUGGAACAAACUUCACAACAGAAACUUGCACCGGUUAUUGCGUGAAAACCAUAGGAGGUGCCUUUGGCUUGGAGGCUUUUGAACGAAGCUGCAAAUCCUCGUGUGUGGCUGCAGACUCCGAUUUCUUCGGUAUCCGAGCCUACACAGGAUGCUGCCAGACGGAUUACUGUAACAGUGCUACAUUUAUGUCCGGCAGUGUCGCCCUCAUCCUCAGCUUGGCUGCUUUGGUGCAGUGGUUCCAGAACUAAAAAGUAUCGGGCAUUUUUGUGCGACGUUUUAGAACUUUCACAAUACCGGUACUCAUUUUAACUCUUUCCCUGCCAAACUCUUUCUAGAACGUUCGCAACUUCCCAACCAUUUCCUGCCAAACUCGUUCCAGAACGAAAUGGUUUGUUCUCCGUCAUAACACCAGAUGUCAUCUCGGUACUGUACCAGGAAAUGGUUUGGUUGAGGCUUCCUUGCAGACAAUCGUCUGCUCAUUCUACACAUGCAUUUUGUGACUUCAUCAAGUGAAAAUGGCGGGAAAAACCGCAUAAAACAUGCAAAGUACCCCUCUGCAAUGGUGAUUGUUUCAAUGACUACCAUGGAAAAAAGCAGUACAACUGAUAUGUAGGCGAAAGAGAAAGCUGAGACAAAGAAAAUAAAACAGGUUUCAAGGAUAUAUGUCUUCUUGGUAUUUUUCUAAAAAUUAUUGAAAAUCUGGUGAAAAUAGUGAAAACUGGGGAUAUUAAUUAAAAGUAGCUGUGGCAGGGAAAGAGUUAAUAAGGUCUAUCAUUAGUUGUAAAAUCACUUGUUGCAAAAUUCAGGGAAAUGGCUUUGAGAAACAAAUUGUCUCAUAGAGUUACUCAACCACUUUCUUGAUAACAUAGAGUGACUCAACCACUCUCUUGAUUACAUUACAGAGAGUGGCCCGGAACUGGCCAAUAGUGGUUACACACUGGCCACUUGGCGGGAGCUUAUACGUAGGGACAACGUAUAUAACAGAAGUUGGUCGUCGAUUUUUCAAACAUGGAAUAUUUUAUUGAAUUAAAUCUGCUUGUCCAUACUAACAAUCAAAUUUGUGUAAUUUAUGACUGACACAGACAACUCGUAUGAAAAACCAACUGUUAGACAUUUUUUGGCGUCAUUAAAACUUUAAAACUUAAUCCUAGCCGAAGAUCCUGCUUUUCCAAACUUCUGGUCUAGGAUUACAAAAAAAAAUUAAAUCAUUUAGAAUUAGGCCCCCGGCAGCAGCCGCCUCAGCACAUGGGGCCUAAUGGUAUUAGGCUAAUUGUCUCAAAAGUUUUGCAAUAACAAACUCGUGGAGCUAAUGUGCAUUUUGCAACGUGGCAUAUGAGUGUAUUAUUUUUCGAAGAGUUUGUAAUUAUAACUUGCAAUAUUUGUAUCUAUCUGAUUUAUAUCAUGUGUUUUUCAAUAAAAUUG
This is a messenger RNA of Lineus longissimus, 1635 nucleotides long. RefSeq names its product secreted Ly-6/uPAR-related protein 1-like. The transcript has 3 exons. Bases 48 to 461 code for a protein of 137 amino acids. The record is from RefSeq and is a predicted model, not a curated record. NCBI's taxonomy places the organism in Eukaryota, Metazoa, Nemertea, Pilidiophora, Heteronemertea, Lineidae.